UCUUGAUCUGUUUUCGAAGUAUAUUUUUAAAAUAUCACAGAGGUAUUAUAUUGUGACUGAAAAAAACUGGAAUUUUCUUUACAAAAUAAUUGUGAAAAUGACUCGCCAUGGCAAGAAUUGCACAGCUGGUGCUGUAUACACUUAUCAUGAACGCAAGAAAGAUGCGGAACAGUCCGGAUUUGGCAGUAAAAAUGUCCGCCUUGGUAAAGACUCCGUGAAGGAUUUCGACUGCUGUUCCUUGACUUUACAGCCGUGUAGAGAGCCCGUGAUUACACCAGAUGGAUAUCUCUACGAUAAGGAAUCUAUACUAGAGUCUCUCUUGCAUCAGAAAAAAGAGAUGGCGAGAAAAACUAAAGCAUUUGAGAAACAAAAACGCAGAGAAGAGCAGGAGAAACAUGAACUUAAGGUGGCUAUGGAGAGAUCUAAAGUUGAACGUUUUGAAAAGUUGGAAAAAAGGUUGACAACCAAACCACACGAUGCUUUUAAUACUAGUAAGAAAGAUGAACCGUCUACCUCAACUGCUAAUAACACAAAAGGUAUGUCAAAGGGUAUAUAAUUAUAAACAAUGCCAAACAAAUGUGGUCUUGUAGUCAAUAUAUACUAAAAUGCAUGGCUUCAAUCUUCCCGUUACCAUUUUCCCCUGGCAACCCUCGUUUUGCCGACCUUAAUUCAGCCAAAGUAAGAAUUUUUUGCUGCUGAUAGCUGUUAAAAAGUCAGCGAUUAUAGAAUUCAAUUUGUAGUUCGAUUAACUAAACACUUAGGUGUAAGGUUUAAAAUUGACGGGUAUUUUAUAUAUAUAAUUUAGGUAAGACUCCAAAAGGAAAGCUGUUGUGUUACUGUAGUUUGCGUUUCCGCGGAAAAAGACAUGUUUUAUAUUCCUAUUUCAAUGAUUUGCAAAUACGUCAUUACUAGUGCUCCAAGACAUGUGAACAGAAUUUUUAAAAAAUGCCGAGACGUGCCAACCUAGCCUCAGAUUGGGUCAUUCCAGAAAAGAUCCAUACCCCCCCCCCCACGGAGGAAAUCGGAAGUAAGCCCCUCCCCCCCUUCGGACAUCCUUGAAUGGUUCAUCCUCCCCCCUCUCCAGACAUCAAAGCCCAAAAUUACCCCCCUCCCCUUCGGACAUCCACUAUUUCUAAAUUUUUCUAAAGGCUACCUCGCCAUUUGAAAACGUCACCGAAAAUUAGACUACGUUCACACUACGCGCGAGCGAACUAAUGCGGGCAGAAUUUAUGUGUGUUCACACUACCGCCAUUACAGUUUGUUUACAAAUUGAAUUAGCACUUGUGUAAACCCAAAAUAUUUCAAAUAGACCCAAGAAAUUUAACUGAAAAGCAUUCGAGUUUACAUGUUUGUGUUCACACGAAGCUAUCAAGCGCUCCGCCGUUUUCACCUCGCUCCGUUUAGAAACCGUGCUCAAAUUGUUACGCAAAAGUGACGUGAAACGAGCACACAACACGUGGCAGGUUUUGUCGGAUAAUUUGCAGAAAUUCACUUCGAAAUUUGUUCAAGUAAAACUCGGACUGAAAUCUGAUGUAACUUGCGACUGAUUGACAAGCGUUGCUAUGUUUACUUACAUGUUAAUGCAUUUUUUAGUAUUACUGCAUUCCUUAACCUCGCCCUUAAUAUGAAAGCCAAAUGUUCUAUUUUCUAGACACGCACCUCGCCAGUAAGCUUUAUUGACUAUAUUCUAUUAAAACAAAUUGUUUUGAGUUCUGUUCAGUUCACAUAGCAGUCUCUUAAUUUGAGCAACAGUUUAAUAACUAUUAUUUUUAACACUUGAAUAAUUCAAACUUAUAUAUAUGAACGAAAACUGCAAACUUUACUUUUAUAUAAAUAACAUGUGUCAAUUUUCGACUCAUUCUCAACAUGCAGGAUACGUAGCCCUGUUACAGCGAGUUAGUUUUUGGUGGCCAUGCAUGCAAAAGUGGGCCGCUUAUAUAAUUAUUGCUGUUACAUAAACGUUCCGGUGUUCAAGAGCUACAUAUAGCCGAUAAAAAUUGCGUGCUCAUUAUAAUCGCUGAUCACAUAUUAGCUUUAUCACAGUCUCAAACCUUCAGACAAACAUAUCCACAUUCCUCUCCUCCCCCCUUCGGACAUCCUAACACAUUUUUCCUCUCCCCCCCUUCGGACAUCCUAAGACAUUUUUCCUCCCUCCCCCUUCGGACAGCAAAAAUUUCCUCCAUGGGGGGGGUAUGGAUCUUUUCUGGAACGACCCAUUUAGGUCACCAUUUUUUUGAUGACCUUAAUUUUGACGGUUUUUGAGGGCUGCCUGGGCAACCCCUGGGGAAAUGUACAUCCAAAGUUGUUCAGCAUCUGAUCCACGAGGUAAAACCACCGCCUACUUUGUUUAAUACUUGAAAUAUCAAUUCUGCUCUCCUUCCCCCACUCUGAUCGAGCUUUCAAACAAAACUAUUUUUGCUCAACUUGGUCUACUUUAUAGCCCGGUUGUUUUCGAAAACAACAUACUUUUUCAUAAAACUGAGAAUGAAAGUAGUGAUACAUUAUAGCUAAUUUGGUUACAUAGCUCAGUUGUGUUGCUAUCUAAUCAAUAUACACUUAUGUCUACUAGUUAAUUUGGAUGACUGUAAGACUCCCUAUACCGCUCCCCACAGCCGCCUACUUUGUCAACACAGCCACCAAUUCAGAAUAAUUCUGAAAGCCCUGGUGGCAGACACUAUGGGCGUCAGGGGUGGGGCAGAUACACUAAUUUCGAAAGACCUAUAAACGUCUGUCAGAAACAUAGUGGCAAGCAUGCAAUCACAUCCAUAUGAUAUAAUUGUCUGCUACAGUCUAAUUAUUCGCAUUAAACAAUCUUCCCGAAUCCGUCACUAAUAUGUCAUAUAAUAAUAAUAUUCCUAUGGUCGAACAUAUAAUAACAACAUAUAAGUUGAUUUGUAUGUUUUUCAGUUUAUUUAUUUAAGUUCUAUUAUUAGCUUAUAUAAAAGCAAUUAUUAGCUUAUAUAAAAGCACCGCCUUUCGAACCUGACAGCCUGUUCGCAGGAUAUGCGCGGGAUUUGAAAUAGGGGGCGGCAACAAUAUUUCUUAUUUCAGUGCGAAAUAACGCGUGUAUAUCCUGCGAACGGGCUGUCAGGUUCGAAAGGCGGUGCUUUUAUAUAAGCUGAUAAUAGAUCUUAAAUAAAUAAACUGAAAAACAUACAAAUACAAAUCAACUUAUAUGUUGUUAUUAUAUGUUCGACUAUAGGAGUAUUAUUAUUAUAUGACAUAUUAGUGUAAUUUAGUGUUAUAAUUCAGUUAAAAGGCAAUAUAAAGACACUAAAAUAAAUAAAAUGAAAAACAUACAACACUAACACAGAUCAACGCUUGGGCUCCCUGUGGAUUAACCCAAAUGUUGAGUGACAGCGCUCUCGCCAUGACGAGCAAAACGUCUGCCGUUAGACGGAGUGGACAGUUUAUUUGUUAUACUAUUAAUAAUUGCAGUUGGGAAAGAACUACCAAGUUUCUGGAUUCCAUCCCUUACACCUCAAGCAAAACCAGAUGAAGCCAAGAAACCGGAUACUAAAACAAGAUGUCCAAUGUCUGGCAAACCAUUACGAAUCAAAGAUCUUAUACCAGUCAAAUUCACUGUCGCUGCUGGUGAUGAUAAAUCGCUCAUCACCCGUGAGGUUCGUUACAAGUGUGCUGUUACCCAUGAUGCUCUGGGAAACUCGGUUCCUUGUGCUGUACUCGCGAACACUGGAAAUGUAGUGACAAUGGACUGUGUUGAGAAGUUGAUUAAAAAGGACAUGUUAUGUCCUUUCACUAGUGAGAAAUUAAAAGAAAGUGACAUCGUUGCAAUCCAAAGAGGGGGAACUGGUUUUUCUGGUUCUGGAGUGGAACUUAGUGCAAAGAAAGAUGGACCAGCCAUGCAGGUCUGAUUCAUAGAUAUCUUAUAUACACUAGACAGUGCAUCUCAGUCUUUUAGUAAAAUUGAAGCCAAGAAUAUUCCAGCGGUUACCCCCAUUUGAAUAGAUGGCGGCCAUGUUGGAGUUUCCCACUCGCUAAUAAACGCUUAAAAAACAACAAGAACUUUCAUCAUUUGAAUAGUUUGAAAAUGUAUUUGGAAUAGGUUUAACUGGAUGUUUAAAUUUUUGAAUUGCAGUAUUAUUAGAUGCACUCCCUGGUGUAUAUAAGAUAUCUAUGGUCGCUAGAGGUCUGACACACCGCAGAAAUAAGUCAAUACUGAAUUUUUGUGUGCUCCUUUAUUUGCGAUAUACAUUAUUCAUUAAAACACAGUACAUCAUACUGAUUGUACGAAUUACAUUGGUUGACAUAUAUAUUCAAUUAUUUGAAUCGUUUUACAUGUAAUUACUUGAAUCAUAUUAAGAAUCAUUCUUCAGAAUUUGAAAUAAACUCUAUUUGUGACUGUUAUAUGGUCACUUUUACACUAAAUUAUCAAUUGUCAAUUAUACAUUAUACGCAGCUCAAUUCAAAAAACGAACGAUGCACCUAAAAAGAAACAAAUCAUACUGUAGACAAUUACAAUGUCUAUUGUUUAUCCAAUCUCGUUCCCCGAGCCUGCGAUCCUCGUGAAGGAACUUGAGGCUCUGGGAUAAUCCGUUUCAGGGAGGAAUCUGAUUGGCCGUUGAUAUGGAAUGC
Molecule: messenger RNA, 4596 nt
Organism: Paramuricea clavata
Lineage: Eukaryota; Metazoa; Cnidaria; Anthozoa; Malacalcyonacea; Plexauridae
Source: the annotation of a GenBank genome assembly